This is a messenger RNA of Lolium perenne, 1172 nucleotides long. Its product is annotated as AP2-like ethylene-responsive transcription factor AIL5. Gene Ontology annotation, molecular function: DNA binding; DNA-binding transcription factor activity. The record is from RefSeq and is a predicted model, not a curated record. Gene Ontology annotation, biological process: regulation of DNA-templated transcription. Lineage: Eukaryota; Viridiplantae; Streptophyta; Magnoliopsida; Poales; Poaceae.
AUCUCUCAACUUGCUGGCGCAUUGGUGAUAAUUCCUCGAUCUUCAGUUUACCUAGGUGGCUAUGACAAGGAGGAGAAGGCUGCGAGGGCUUACGACAUGGCUGCGCUCAAGUACUGGGGCCCGACCACCACGACCAACUUCCCGGUGUCCAACUACGAGAAGGAGCUGGAGGAGAUGAAGCCCAUGACGCGGCAAGAGUUCAUCGCGUCCCUGCGCAGGAAGAGUAGCGGCUUCUCACGAGGGGCAUCCAUCUACAGAGGAGUUACAAGGCAUCAUCAGCAUGGCAGGUGGCAGGCGAGGAUCGGCAGGGUGGCCGGAAACAAGGACCUGUACUUGGGGACUUUCAGUACCCAGGAGGAGGCAGCCGAGGCGUAUGACAUCGCGGCGAUCAAGUUCCGCGGGCUCAACGCUGUGACCAACUUCGACAUGAGCCGCUACGACGUUGAGAGCAUCCUCAGCAGCGACCUGCCAGUCGGGGGCGGGGCGGCCGCCCGUGCCUCCAAGUUCCAGUCAGAUCCAUCACCGAUCGCCAGCGUGGCGUCACCCGACAUGCUGCCGCCUUCAGAGAAGGACUACUGGUCCCUGCUUGCCCUGCACUACCAGCAACAGCAGCAGCACCAACUCCAACAGCAACAGCAGUACCCUGCCUCUGCAUUUGAGACCUACGGCUCCGGUGUGAACGUCGACUUCACAAUGGGCACGAGCAGCCACAGCAGCAGCAACGCUAACGGUGGCGCCGUGUGGGCUGGUGCGACGGGACACCAGGACGGCAGCAUCAGGCAGAGCAACAGCUACUCCAACAACAUUCCUUAUGCUUCCAUGGUGUCAGGGUCAGCAGCUGGGUACGAGGGCUCCACCGGCAACAAUGGAACCUGGGUCACCAGCAACCCAAGCACGGCUCCUCAGUUCUACAACUAUCUGUUUGGCAUGGAGUAGGUGAUCACUGACUGCCUAGCUAGCUAUAGCUGAAAUUGGGUAAUAGGCCUAGGAGGGACUAACAUGGAACUGAUCAAAAUUUUGGCUGCUGCUGCAUGCUUGCAUGCAUGGGAAUGAUGUAUGAAUGCAAUGCAUUCUUCUGGUAUUCUUUUUUCCCUUACCCACAGGGUCCUGUAGCGGAGAACUCGUGUAUCAUCGGAAUUUCUAAUCAAGUUAUUCUUCUAGUUCUUUGGUCA